UGAAAACAUGGCGGAAAGUCGAAUGAACCUAGCGACUCUGCAGCAGCGAGAUCCAUAUAUUACUGAAAUAGCAGACACUGCGUCGCAAGUUGCGUUAUAUUCGUUUAGUUCUAAGAGUAAUGAAUGGGAGAAGACAUCAAUUGAGGGAUCACUGUUUGUCUACAAAAGGUCUGCCACCCCACUUCAAGGUUUCAUGAUUCUGAAUCGACUGGGUCUCAACAACCUCAUCGAGCCAAUCACCAAGGACUUGGAGUUCCAGGUGCAGGACCCCUUCCUCCUCUACAGAAAUGCCAAAAAUAUCUACGGCAUCUGGUUCUAUGAGAAGGAUGAGUGUGCCAGGAUCGGAAAUCUCAUGAACAAAUUUCUUCAUGUAGCAGUGAGCAAGGCCGACCAGAGCAUCAAGGUCCCAGCACCAGUUCAGAAGGCACCAGAACCAGUUGACCUUACGAAGCAAAUGAUUGGUCGAGACAAGCCACCUGGGACCCAGCCAGGUGAAGGCCAGGUGGACAUUAUGCAGAUGUUGACCAAGGCUCAGAGUGAAUAUGUCAAGGCCAAAGGAGCACCAGGCCCCACAAAGGAGGAGAAGCCACGCCCAAUGACUGACCACAUCACCACUGUCGCCCCCACCAGCAAUGUCAACCUCGUCCGUCCCACGCCAGUCAAGUUCAGCUUGGACGGGUCUCCCUCAGAAGAAAUGCCUGCAAUUGUGUCGGGAAACUUAUCCCAGCCUGCACCUGAUUCUUCUGGGCCAAUGACAUUGGAGGCGUUGUUCCGUAAGGCCAGUAUUAGCCAACACCGGGGAGGGAUGGUGGACGCCUCUACGGCUGAACUUCCAGAUGUCACCAAGCCUUCAGUGUUACAAAGGUCAAUCUCAAUGGUGGAGACAGAAUCUCACAAGGACAAGCUUCCCCCGAUGCUGCAGAAACUCAUCUCUACGGGACAGACAGUGGAGGAGAUCGAGCGUCAGCAGAUCAGCCACAACAUCCACGAGAGACCAAGAUCAGAAGGUUGCGACUCCCUGAAACCCGACGGCACGUCCCCCAUCCCCAUGCAGGACCCCCUCCUUCACAAGCCCCUCAUGGCAGGGCUUCAUCAGCUGCUGGUCCCCGGGGCCUCCAAGCACCACGGUCCUGGGGGUGCCGCACAGCCAGGGGCCAAGUCCUGUGAUGUCACCAUGGCCGGCGACGCCCCUCUGCUGAAACCCAGUGACAUUGAGCAGGGGGGGACAGGACUGGCACAUAGUGCAUCCAUGCUGCCAUCUACUCUGAUGGCUGGUGAUGUUGGUAUCCUCCCUUCUUCAUCAGUGUCAUGUCCCGAUGUGCUGCUGUCUCCCAUGGCGUUCUCGUCAUCACAUGAUAAGAGGAAAAGUCCCCCCCUACCCACCACCCCCACCACACAGCAGCCAGUGGCUCUAGACCGCACCCAGAGUGACGGCUCCGAACCAGAGCAGUCCACUGCCACCAGUCACUCACCUCUCACCAAAGAACAGUUACAGCAAGCUCUGCUUUAUCUCAUUAAGAAUGACAACACUUUUGUGUCAACCGUUCAUGAGGCAUAUCUGAAGAGCUUCAAGGCUCUGUCCGGUCACAAGUCGUAGCAGGAGUCGCCUCCCUUCACUUGUUCCUGCAUUUAAAGACACUCCUUCCAGAGAUAUGAAGGACGUCACAGAGGAGAAUAUCUCUUACACAAUGGCCAAUGUUAUGUACCCGGUAUGGACUGAGGAGAAUGAUGCAGGAUUUUAUGGGUGUUUACCAUAGAGUACAAUGAGAGAACACCUUGCUCGACCAGUUGCAGAGAGCAUUUGUCUGAGACAAUACCGUAUACACUGCUUGUGCAAUAAACCUUCUUAUAGUCAAAGAUAGUAUGUCAGAUUAGCUUGAAGUUAUGGGAGCCAAGUUUAGCUUUGGGAGAAUGUGAGAUAUUGGCUGACAUUAAUAUUCCAGGUGUCUUGUUCCCUGCCAUGGACAGCAUGGUCAGUGGUGGUCAGUGUGGUCUUGCUGAGAACCUCCUAGUCCUGUAUUGCUCAAUAUUUCACAGUCAGUCACAUGGAAACACAGUUUGCUAUUUCAUAACAUGUUCAACACAGACUUUCAUUCAUGUACAAUGUCACACUAAGCUUGUGAUUAGAUUAGGCUGGAGGGAACAUUAUUGUCUGAAAAGUUGUAAUCAGUUGAAUAUGUUAAAGAAUGUCUUAAACAUAAGUUAUACUGAAAAUUUUGGGAUGAUUUCAAAUGUCUGAGCAAGAAUUCCUUUUCAUUCCCUACUUCUGUUAAAUAAUACUGUUAUUGUUUAAAGGUGUACACUCUAUCAUAUUCUUUCAUUGUUAGGAAAUUGUUAGGAAAUCAUUUGGGUUUGAAAUUAAGUCACUUCAUAAUUCAGACAGCAAGCAGGUAUCUUAAUUUUCCCCAGUAUUUGAUAAAUGUGCAAUGUAUUAGAUGUGUGGCGUUACUCAGUGAUGACGUACGUGUUCCAUGUGGUGAUGGAGGAUUGUUUAGUGUUGCAGUACUUAUGUCUGCAGACUUACCUGGUGAUUGGGUGUGAUUCAUGUAGCCAGGCUUAGACCAUAUUUAUAGGAAAACUCAGACAAUGAAAAGAUUUGACUGGUAAACAAUAAAUAGGCCCUGUGGAUCUGGUUCAAUAAACCCAUCCACCCCAAUGAUAAACACCAGGUCCACCCCAAUAACAAACACCAGGUCCCACCCACCCCAAUAACAAACUCUAAGACCAACCACCCCUAUAGUAAACACCAGGUCCAUCCACCCCUAUAAUAAACACUAGGACCACCCACCCCUAUAGUAAACACCAGGUCCAUCCACCCCUAUAAUAAACACCAGGUCCUACCCACCCCUAUAGUAAACACCAGGUCCAUCCACCCUUUAUAAUAAACACUAGGACCACCCACCCCUAUAGUAAACACCAGGUCCAUCCACCCCUAUAAUAAACACCAGGUCCUACCCACCCCUAUAGUAAACACCAGGUCCAUCCACCCUUUAUAAUAAACACUAGGACCACCCACCCCUAUAAUAAACACUAGGACCACCCACCCCUAUAGUAAACACCAGGUCCAUCCACCCCUAUAAUAAACACUAGGACCACCCACCCCUAUAGUAAACACCAGGUCCAUCCACAUCUAUAAUAAACACCAGGUCCUACCCACCCCUAUAGUAAACACCAGGUCCAUCCACCCCUAUAAUAAACACUAGGACCACCCACCCCAAUAGUUAACACCAGGUCCUACCCACCCCUAUAGUUAACACCAGGUCCUACCCACCCCUAUAGGAAGCACCAGACCCUACCCACCCCUACUCUCUAUGCCCUGAUCCCAAGUAUACAACCCUGAUAAGUUAAACUGAUCCAUAAUCUUACAUCAGAGGUUUGACAUUUGCGUUGCAAUUCUUAUCAAAGUUGUUAAAAGUUUGGUGAUGAGGUCCUUCUCCAACUACUGUCAUCGAGGUAACAAACUGAAUCCAGAAAGGAUUUGGUUCAUGUUUGGGAGUCUUUUUAUGUCUUUGUACCCAAGUCAGUGUGGAGUCAAGUGAGUGAUGAUGUUGUCAGAGUUGCCCUCCUACACUGGUGUACCAAGUUUGAUAUGUUCAGUACAUUGUCAGUGUGGAGGCAAGUCAGUGAUGAUGUUGUCAGAGUUGCCCUCCUACACUGGUGUACACUGUUCAGUACAUUGUCAGUGUGGAGGCAAGUCAGUGAUGAUGUUGUCAGAGUUGCCCUCCUACACUGGUGUACCAAGUUUGAUAUGUUCAGUGUGUUGUCAGUGUAUGAGGCUUGUUCCUCUAUGUGCCAAUACGAUUAUGGAUUCUGUCAUUGUACAAGACAUUAUGUUUGAUGACGGAGACAUACAGCAUAAACAUAUUUGUUAUUUUGAUAUUGACCCAUUAAGGAUGUUGUGUUUCUAUUUGUUAGCCCCGGUGAAAUAUGUAACAUUCAUAAAAGAAUUUCAUCCCAAACAUUUAUAGUUCAGCCUUACCAGUACCAUAAAUUCUCAAAUAUAGGCUCGGUCCAAAGUGUGUUCAUUUCAAAAGCACCCAUUUCUUUCAUCAGGCCAGUGUCAGUUAGCCAGAUUUUGUGCUCAAGUUUGUGAUUGGUUCUUGACCAUCUUAAUACUGACCAAUUUGGCUGAUUAACAUAUGAUGUCCUCAAGUUGGAGUUUAAUUGGUCUAAAUACAGCAGUGUUUGGUUAAAACUAAACACACACAACACACCCACAACACACACACCCACAGUCUGGUUGCCAGUCAAUGAAUACAUACAGUGUUAAGACAACACAAGCAUCAGAGUAUUGGUACUCUUGCAGUAUAUUGAUACCUGUCAGCUGUAUUGAUGGCACCAGCAUUGGUACUCCUGCAGUAUAUCGAUACCUGUCAGCCAUAUUGGUGGCACCAGCAUUGGUACUCUUGCAGUAUAUUGAUACCUGUCAGCUGUAUUGAUGGCACCAGCAUUGGUACUCCUGCAGUAUAUCGAUACCUGUCAUACAUAUUGGUGGCACCAGCAUUGGUACUCCUGCAGUAUAUCGAUACCUGUCAGCUGUAUUGAUGGCACCAGCAUUGGUACUCCUGCAGUAUAUCAAUACCUGUCAUACAUAUUGGUGGCACCAGCAUUGGUACUCCUGCAGUAUAUCGAUACCUGUCAUACAUAUUGGUGGCACCAGCAUUGGUACUCCUGCAGUAUAUCGAUACCUGUCAUACAUAUUGGUGGCACCAGCAUUGGUACUCCUGCAGUAUAUCGAUACCUGUCAGCCAUAUUGGUGGCACCAGCAUUGGUACUCCUGCAGUAUAUUGAUACCUGUCAGCCAUAUUGGUGGCACCAGCAUUGGUACUCCUGCAGUAUAUUGAUACCUGUCAUACAUAUUGGUGGCACCAGCAUUGGUACUCCUGCAGUAUAUUGAUACCUGUCAGCCAUAUUGGUGGCACCAGCAUUGGUACUCCUGCAGUAUAUUGAUACCUGUCAUACAUAUUGGUGGUACCAGUAUUGGUACUCCUGCAGUAUAUCGAUACCUGUCAGCCAUAUUGGUGGCACCAGCAUUGGUACUCCUGCAGUAUAUCGAUACCUGUCAGCCAUAUUGGUGGCACCAGCAUUGGUACUCUUGCAGUAUAUCAAUAACUGUCGGCUAUAUUGGUGGCACCAGCAUUGGUACUCCUGCAGUAUAUCAAUACCGGUCUGCCAUAUUGGUGGCACCAGCAUUGGUACUCCUGCAGUAUAUGGAUACCUGUCAUACAUAUUGGUGGCACCAGCAUUGGUACUCCUGCAGUAUAUGGAUACCUGUCAUACAUAUUGGUGGCACCAGCAUUGGUACUCCUGCAGUAUAUGGAUACCUGUCAUACAUAUUGGUGGCACCAGCAUUGGUACUCCUGCAGUAUAUGGAUACCUGUCAUACAUAUUGGUGGCACCAGCAUUGGUACUCUUGCAGUAUAUGGAUACCUGUCUGCCAUAUUGGUGGCACCAGCAUUGGUACUCCUGCAGUGUAUCGAUACCUGUCUGCCAUAUUGGUGGCACCAGCAUUGGUACUCAUGCAGUAUAUCAAUACCGGUCUGCCAUAUUGAUGGCACCAGUAUUGGUACUCCUGCAGUGUAUUGAUACCUGUUGGCCAUAUUGGUGGUACCAGUAUUGGUACUCUUGCAGUAUAUCGAUACCUGUCAGCCAUAUUGAUGGCACCAGUAUUGGUACUUCUGCAGUGUAUCGAUACCUGUCAUACAUAUUGGUGGCACCAGCAUUGGUACUCUUGCAGUGUAUUGAUACCUGUUGGCCAUAUUGGUGGUACCAGUAUUGGUACUCUUGCAGUAUAUCGAUACCUGUCAGCCAUAUUGAUGGCACCAGUAUUGGUUCUCCUGCAGUGUAUCGAUACCUGUUGGCCAUAUUGGUGGCACCAGCAUUGGUACUCUUGCAGUAUAUCAAUACCUGUCAGCCAUAUUGAUGGCACCAGUAUUGAUACUCCUGCAGUAUAUGGAUACCUGUCAACCAUAAGUGGUACCAACAUUGGUACCCUUGCAGUAUAUCAAUACCGGUCUGCCAUAUUGAUGGCACCAGUAUUGGUACUCCUGCAGUGUAUUGAUACCUGUUGGCCAUAUUGGUGGUACCAGUAUUGGUACUCUUGCAGUAUAUCGAUACCUGUCAGCCAUAUUGAUGGCACCAGUAUUGGUACUUCUGCAGUGUAUCGAUACCUGUCAUACAUAUUGGUGGCACCAGCAUUGGUACUCUUGCAGUGUAUUGAUACCUGUUGGCCAUAUUGGUGGUACCAGUAUUGGUACUCUUGCAGUAUAUCGAUACCUGUCAGCCAUAUUGAUGGCACCAGUAUUGGUUCUCCUGCAGUGUAUCGAUACCUGUUGGCCAUAUUGGUGGCACCAGCAUUGGUACUCUUGCAGUAUAUCGAUACCUGUCAGCCAUAUUGAUGGCACCAGUAUUGAUACUCCUGCAGUAUAUGGAUACCUGUCAACCAUAAGUGGUACCAACAUUGGUACCCUUGCAGUAUAUCAAUACCGGUCGGCCAUAUUGGUGGCACCAGCAUUGGUACUCCUGCUGUAUAUUGAUACCUGUUGGCCAUAUUGUGGCACCAUCAUUGGUCAACGCAACUGAGCAUCAGCCGAAAUUAAAAUUGGCCUGUAGAGUAAAAAAGAGUUCCUGAAUUUUGGAAAAUAGAAAGUAACAGUCCUGAGUGGACAAUGUUUGCCAAGAACCAAUCACAGAUGGGCAUACUCUCCCUAAACACAACAAACCUAUAUAGGUUACUCUUCAUGAUCAGUAUUACCUGCUGUAAUUUAGCUGCUGCUACAUAUUGCCACACCCUCUACACAUCAGACAAUGUCUGUCUUCCACAGUCUUACCAUAUUGAUGUUGUCUGUGAUUACACAUACUCAGUUGAUCAAUGUGAUCUCAAGGAUGUAACACAUGCAGUCACUAUUUAUUCAGCACCUACUGUGUAUAGUCAUUGUAUUUAUGAUGUGUACAACCCAUGUGAACACACUGUAAACACUGUUCCCCAUUGUCAUCCCCCCCUAAUACCCAGGUCAGGUUCACUGACGUUCAGUUGUCAGCCCCGACACUGUAUAUUCAUGAUGUUCAGCCCCGACACUGUAUAUUCAUGAUGUUCAGCCCCGACACUGUAUAUUCAUGAUGUUCAGCCCCGACACUGUAUAUUCAUGAUGUUCAGCCCUGACACUGUAUAUUCAUGAUGUUCAGCCCCGACACUGUAUAUUCAUGAUGUUCAGCCCCGACACUGUAUAUUCAUGAUGUUCAGCCCCGACACUGUAUAUUCAUGAUGUUCAGCCCCGACACUGUAUAUUCAUGAUGUUCAGCCCCGACACUGUAUAUUCAUGAUAUUUAUGUCUAGAACGUAUGUGAAGACUUCAUUCUGCUCCAGUGUCAUUCUCCGCAUCAUCCACCCCCAAUACCCACAUCCACUCACAUUCAGUCGUCACAGGGUCCGUACAGGCUUGGAAAUGCUUUGAAUUUUUUCGGUUCCUUUUGAAAAGCCUUGUUUUUUAGUGUCAACUUUGAAAGGCCUUGAAAAUCACCAAAUUUUCAUGAAUAGCCUUGAAUUUGUACAAAGUGGCGUAUACUUGUUAAUCAAUAAUUAAAGCAGACUGAAGCAUACCAAAGAUGUUUGAGUGAGAUUUAUCACAGUGAUAGAUUUGUGUGCCAAAGACCCUAAAGAAUUCAUGGCUGACAAUAUUAAUAUAUAUUUUUUGUUGGGAGAAAAAUAUAUCUUGUUGGAAAAUAUGUCAUGGUCAUUCUGCUUUUUAUAUAGUAUGCUGAAUUUAAUGAAAUAUUGACAGACUAAGGCUAAUAACCCAACUAAAAAGGCCUUGAAAAAGACUGUUGCAGCCAUGGAAAGCCUUGAAAAGACCUUCAGUUGUAGUGGUCCAUAUCUGUAUGAACCUUGCGUCAGCCCUGACACUUCAUUCAUUGUAUUUAUGAUGGCUACAACUCCUAUAACCCCUGCAAUCUUCUCCUCAUUGUCAUCUACACCUAAUACCCAGGUCAGACCCACUGACAUUCAGUCAUCUACCCCUAAUACCCAGGUCAGACCCACUGACAUUCAGUUAUCAGCCCCUAAUACCCAGGUCAGACCCACUGACAUUCAGUCAUCUACCCCUAAUACCCAGGUCAGACCCACUGACAUUCAGUCAUCUACCCCUAAUACCCAGGUCAGACCCACUGACAUUCAGUCAUCUACCCCUAAUACCCAGGUCAGACACACUGACAUUCAGUUAUCUACCCCUAAUACUUAAGUUAUAUUCAGGUGUCAGCAGGGACAUUGCUUCUUCAUGUGGAGCUGAUUUCUAGUUGAGGUCUAGAUGUUGUGAUUAAUUACAUGUGUGAAACUGAGCUGGUAGAUUACUAUACAGCAUUAAUAUUUGAGUUGACCCAUGAAGAUCCAGGGUGAUCUUCAGCAAGCAAUGCUUGGCGUAACAGAUGACUAUGAUUGUCAUAAGAGGCGACGAACGGGAUAGGGUGGUCAGGUUCACUGACUUGGUUGAUGCAUGUCAUCAUUGCCAUACCGAUGCUCAUGAUGUCAAUCACUGGACUGUCUGGUCCAGACCCUAUUGUUUACAGACCACUGUCAAAUAGCUGGAAUAUUGCUGAGUGUGGCGUUAAACAACAAACAAAUUUAUGUACUAAAAUAGUUGCUAGGACUACCAACUGACUCAACCCAAGUCUCCCUGAACAUUAUCUCUAUAUCAACUGUGGGGCAGUCGGGUAGCCUAGUGGUUAAAGCGUUCGCUCGCCACGCCGAAAACCCAGGUUCGAUUCCCGACAUGGGUACAAUGUGUGAAGCCCAUUGCUGGUGUCCCCCGCCGUGAUAUUGCUGGAAUAUUGCUAAAAGCGGCGUAAAACCAUACUCACUCACUCACUAUAUCAACUGUGAUCAGUGCCUCAGCCAGUUUUAUUUGAAAACAUUUUGUGCAUAUGAGCUUGGAGUGGUUGGUGAUAUAUCUUGCUAUUUGGCCUUGUACUAGUUGGGUAGUUAUUUUUAGCUCAUGACAAUUCCAAUAUUUCUUUUUUAGGUUUAAAUUAUUGCUUUGGGUAUUCCUUUUUACAGUAUUGACAUGACUCCAUGUGGGGAUGAGAGGUGGUGAGUUCAUAACAUUGUCAUUUGUUCAGCCUUUCUGUGCCAAUAUGGAGCUCGGUGCAUUGUGUUUAAAAAAACGUGUACAUUUUGUGUUUAUUUUUGUGUGAUAUUGUACAGAUCGAAAUUGUGAUACUGUCAAAUCAAACCAAUGUCUUUAAAUUCUUCUUCAUAUUGUGUUUCUGCCAGAUUAGUAGGUGAUUAUGAUGGCCAUUUGUUAUAUUUUAUUUCCACAAAUGUUGAUUGUGUUCGCAGUGAUGAUAUUAUUUGGCAAACAAAGCUGCAAGUUUUAGUUGUUCUUAACAAAGUACAGAUUUUCAAAUGAGAUUUUAAAGAUAAAAAUACUGUCUGGUUGGAACAAAUGUAUUUUGCAUUGGUAGUGGCGUAUUCAAAGGACAAAUUCUGAUUUUAGGUCAUCGAAAAAUGAUUGAUGCACAGGAUUUAAUUUUAUACAUACCACGAAGAUUUCCAGGCAUAUCAGUAUAGAAUGACAGUGAAAGAGUUCUGUUGCCAGAUGCAUGGAUUACCUCCCUUGGACCAGAAAUGCAGUUGGUCUUGAUGACCAGUUUUCAAAGUGGUUUCAGAGCUAUAAUUGUUGUCCAUUUAUGUUCACUGUGAGAGUAACAGUCUUAGUACUAAGAUCAUUUUGUGAAACAAGACCCUGGUACUUUUAGUUAUGCAAAUGUUGGAUGAUGAUGGUAUUUAGAAUAAUAAUUGGUGCAUCACUGCAGUUUAGGGAAGUUUCAUGUGAGUAAAGGGAAGAUUUCUUAGUGCUCUACAUUAUGGGGUAGGUGAGCUUGGACGUUUUGUAGAACUUAAAUGAUUGUCUCUGGAGAUCAUGAGAGUGUAUGGGAGGGUUCCACCAUGUGAUCUUAGUGAUCUAUAUCUUGAGGACCCGUGAAGAUCCUGGGGUAGACUACGUCUUCAGCAACCCAUGCUUGCCGUAAAAGGCAAUUGCGUGGAUCGAUGUUCAUGAUAUCAAUCACUGGAUUGUCUGGUCGAGACUUGAUUAUUUACAGACCGCCGUCAUUUAGCUGCAAUAUUGCUGAGUGUGGCGUAAAACAACAAACCAUCCAACUAUAUCUUGUGACUUAGGAUAGUUGGAGUGCUAAGACCCAUACAACGAAGGUACGCAUUUCCCCAUGUAACGUUUGCGCUAAGACAGUCAGAACUCCUUAUCAAUGAGACCAAGAUAGGCAGAGCAUAAUGACCACUUUGUAGAACAGAGAUCUUGACAGAGAGAGGAUAUGGGAGGAUUCCACUGUAUAAUUUUAGUGCAAAGACUAUUAUAACUCCAUAUACUGAGACUUAGAUGGUCGGUAGAUGCUGAGACUGCUUUGUAGAAUAAAGGUCCUGGGUGCCGUUGUACUAAGUGAUCUUAACGUAAGGUGCUCGUAACUCCCAUACUUUAACAUAGACUUACGACAGUCGUAGCGCUACGGUUGUUUUGUACAACGGCACCCUGGUCUCUGAUGCUGGUAGAGACGAUAACAGUAUGUGGGACUGUUCCACCACGUGAUCUUGGUGCUAAGACUUGGAAUAAUCAUAGGCAUAGUCAGAGGUUGUUGGCUCAGUUGCAGGUCUGCGCUUUUACUGCUCAAUAUUGUCAACCUCUGGUUAAUAGAUAAUACGUGGAAUUUCAACACAUACUUCUGAAACCUGUACAAAACUCAGAAUUUGUCUUUAUUAUAUGUCUAGAUGCAUGAGAAACUUGUGCCAAUUAUGUAGAUAUGUAUUGUAAGCAUUAACUAGGCACACGACUAGUGUGUGUCCCAUGACAUGAUACAAAUGCUUAUGUUUUUUCAUUGAUCAUAUUUUUGCAAGAAAUUUUACAUGUCAGAAGAAAACCUAACACUAAAUUUACUUUUUAAUAUUUUCAGUAAGGUGCUGUGUUUCAUUUUAAGUUGUGGAAUUCAUUUUUAGGACAGUUUUGCAUGAUAAACUCAAAAACAGGACUUAUUUAUUGUAUAACUUUAUACAUUGUUUAACAUUUGGUUGCCAUGGUUAACUGUAAUUGUGAUCUUUGGUUGUGACAUUGUCCGGUCUUAUACAUCAUUUAACAAGGAAACAAAUACUUAAUGAUAUUUCAUUACGUUUUUUUAUGGUUUGACUUCCCUAUACAAGAUCCCAAGAAUUGAUAUUGAAAUAAGAAUGCAAUCUGACUUUGAGACUUAUUAAGUGUGUAUUGAAUAGAUCGCUAUCAGUCAUUCAGACAGCAUCUUUUUCUAAAUGACACAAUACAUGUAUUUGCUAUUAUUAGGAUGGUGAGUAAAUUUGAUACACUGUAGUUAUCAUGGCAUGCACAUACUUAAAUUUUACCUGAAUUUAAUUCUAUCAAUUAAUGCAAUAGUAAACAAUAGAAAUAAACAAAAUGAACAUGA
This is a messenger RNA of Haliotis rufescens (red abalone), 11457 nucleotides long. Its product is annotated as mRNA-decapping enzyme 1B-like. Gene Ontology annotation, molecular function: enzyme activator activity; mRNA binding. Gene Ontology annotation, biological process: deadenylation-dependent decapping of nuclear-transcribed mRNA; positive regulation of catalytic activity; deadenylation-independent decapping of nuclear-transcribed mRNA. NCBI's taxonomy places the organism in Eukaryota, Metazoa, Mollusca, Gastropoda, Lepetellida, Haliotidae. The record is from RefSeq and is a predicted model, not a curated record. The transcript is spliced from 11 exons. The coding region runs from base 8 to 1597 and encodes 529 amino acids. Gene Ontology annotation, cellular component: P-body.